AAGAAUGGCGCCCAAAGAGAUGCGCUACUGCUUUCCAUUAGCCCGGAUUUUGCUGUUGAUUUGCCUUGCCUGCGCCAGCCAUGCCAUCCAUUUCGAUUCCGGCUUUACUGACAAAGUUAUUAUCGACGGACAGCAACAGCUAGUGCGGACAAGGAGAGACACACUGGUCAAGCACAAGACGCAGCAUUUGAAACCGGCCAUCGAGAUCGAACCGAUCAACGAGAAGGUCCGUGUGGCGAUGCCCCAUUUCAAUGUCCAGGAUUUAACGACGUACGCCAACCAGGCGGCCUCGGCCAUAGCUGCCCGUUUCGACGAAUUCGAACCAACUCUUUUGGCCAGCAAUGAAAGUCGACUGCAAACUUCAAGCGCUGCCUGGUUUAUGGCGGCCUCUCACAAGACCAAGGUUGUGGCUAAAAACAUCUCUCGUAUCGCAUUGAUGGCUGAAGAGACAACCAAAUAUUUUGCUCAAGGAUUAAAAUUAACGAAGGAACAAAUCACCUUCGCCCUACCGACCAUGGACGUCCGCAACACGGUAUUGGCAGAUCAGUGUCCGCUCGAAGUCGAUUUUCCGUGCCAGCCACGGAAAUACAGAGCCUACAAUGGCUAUUGCAACAAUGUGCAGAAUCCUCGCUGGGGUAACGCCAACACAAGAUACUUGCGGUUCCUCCCACCCGAUUACAGUGACGGUGUUAGCAUUCCUCGUCAGGCUAACGACGGAACGUUCCUUCCCAGUGCCCGAGAUAUUUCGCUAGCCGUUCACAAAGACGUGGACAAUCCGCAUCUUCACCUGACGGCCAUGGCGGCCAUCUGGGGACAAUUAGUGCACAACGAUAUCUCCCACACGCCGCAAAUGGCUGGUUUUCUGGGUCAACGCCUGAGGUGUUGUGGCGUGAAUUUGCACGAAUUCCAUCCCGAAUGCUACCCAAUCCGGCUGCCAGACAGUGAUCCUGUCAACGGUCAAAUUAACAUCAAAUGCCAAGAGUACGUCAGAUCGGGAACGGCACCCAGAGUAGGCUGCACGCUCGGCCCUCGUGAGCAAAUCAACCAGGUCACGAGUUUUUUGGAUGGAUCGACCAUCUACGGAAGCUCGGUGGAGGAGGCCAACGACUUGCGGCUUUUCCGAGCUGGGCUAAUGAAGACCCAAGCCGGACCCAGAGGCACAACCAAAGGCCUUCUUCCGCCUGACGACAAUAUCAUCGACUGCAACACCAAAAAUAAGGAUGUCAAGUGCUUCAAAGCGGGAGAUGUUAGAGUUAACGAGCAUACAGAGCUAACAGCCCUUCACGUUAUUCUGAUCCGUGAACACAAUCGCCUGGCCGAGGAAUUGGCUGUCAUCAAUUCGCAUUGGUCGGAUGAAACGUUGUUCCAGGAAGCCCGGCGGAUCGUUGGCGCUGAGAUGCAGCAUAUUACCUAUUCGGAAUUUUUGCCCGUCAUUCUCGGCCAGACCAUUAUGGAGAAAUAUGGACUUGAGCCGGAAUCGACCGGUUAUUUUACCGGAUACGACAUCAACAUUAAUCCAGGUGUGGCUAAUUCAGUGGCGGCUUCAGCUCUCCGAUUCGUCGCCUCCCUUCUUCCUAAAAAUAUGGGUCUGUACCGAAAUGGACGCAAAAUUUCGGAACAAAAAAUGGGUUCCAGUUUUUACGCUCCUUUCGAACUUUACGAAGCCAAUGGACUCGAUGAAAUUAUCGAAGGUCUUGCCAGGACCCUCUCACAAUCUGAGGAUCCAUCCAUUAACGAUGUGAUGACCAAUCACAUGUUCCAGGAGAAACCUGGCACCGCUGGAUUGGAUUUGGCUGCACAAAUUAUUCAACAUGGACGCGAUCACGGAAUUCCGGGUUACGUGAAAUGGCGUGAAUUUUGCGGUCUUCCGGUCAUCACGACGUUCGAUCAACUUACCGAUGUGAUGAACGGUGCCACUAUUGCCACGUUGAAGAGCAUCUAUCGCCACGUCAACGAUAUCGAUUUGUUUACCGGCGGAUUAGCCGAAACACCCAGCGCUGGUGCGGUUGUUGGACGCACUCUAGGUUGUCUCAUUGGCCGUCAGUUUCACUAUCUACGACGUGGUGAUCGUUACUGGUACGAAAAUGAACUGCCUCCCUCAUCUUUCACUAAAGAUCAACUUCACGCCAUCAGAAAAGUGUCAUUGGCUCGUUUGAUUUGCGACAACAGCGAUUCCAUCAAUCAAAUUCAACCACGCGUCUUUUUGAUCAACGAUCCUUUCUUAAACGCUGACAUGUCUUGCCAUGAUGGAGUCAUCCCCAAGAUGGACCUUGGCGCAUGGAAAACUGCUUCACCGCAUUUCGUCAUCCCGGAAACAUUGCUGGAAGAGUCUGUGGUGCGCGCAAAACGUGAGGCCGAGGAUUACCUGACAUUGGAAGAGACCCUACAAUUGACAGCUGCUGUUGGUGCUGCUUCGACUCGACCCAAGAGACAGAUUUCAAGCUUCAACCCCAUAACGAAUUUGAGUGCCUGGACCCGAACGGCCAAUCAAAAUACUGACAAGAGGGCCAACUUCCUAACCUUGCACUCGCUGGUAACUCCGGCACCGCUCAACCGCCGCCAAAUGUCCCCACAAACCAUCCUAACAACCAUUCACCCUUCCCUGAGAGCUUGGCUGGCCCCGCUCAUCUUCCCUAGACUCCGUACUGCCCAUCACGAAGGCCAUGGUUUCGAGGAGCGUCAAAGUUUUGAGCAGCCUCGCUUUCACGGAGCCAGCGCUCAGGCCCUCAAUCAAUACAAUCUUGACCAGCACCUGUUGAACCUGCUGUUGGCCAGCUAUGGCGAAGGCGAAGUUGAGACGGACUCGUAUGGACCACGAAAACGGGAGGCGGUGGACGUUCUUCAAGAUUCGGCUCGAGUAGCUCAUCACGUGAACGGCUUGUUGGCCGAUUACGAGAGUCAACGUAAAGGAGCUGAUCCUAAAUCUCCUGUUGGUACGGCUUUUAGCUUCAGCAGACCCAAACGUCAAGCGAGUGCUAUCGCAAACAUUUCGCGUGUUCUCCAGUUUGCUUCCAAACGAUUCGUCAAUAGUUUCCUCAACCUUGUCAAUCAAAAGGACGUCGAGUCACAACCACAGCCGUCCACUCUUCAAGAAUUGAUGAAGGUCUUGCCGAAUAUCGACGUCAGUGAAGUCGUUGAUAUUCCCAAGGUGUUCCAGUGCGAUGAACAGACGCUACCGUGCGACCACACGAGCAAAUACCGCACUAUGACAGGCUGGUGUAAUAACCUUAAUUUCCCCGAAUUGGGCAAAUCUCUUAGGGCUUUCGUUCGCCUCCUACCACCAAAAUACGAGGACGGGCUAUCCACAAUGCGUGCGACUGCCGUUUCGGGCCGUCCGUUACCUAGUGCCCGCAUGAUUUCGGCUAAUAUUCACAACGAUGUCAGCGCUCCGCAUACCCGCUACUCGCUGAUGGUCAUGCAAUACGCCCAGCUGCUCGAUCACGAUCUGACAUUCACACCUGUCAACCGUGGAUUCGGUGGUUCUAUUAUCGAUUGCAAUAGUUGCGAUUCCGCAAAAACCGUCCAUCCGGAAUGUGCUCCAAUUGCUGUACCUCCCAAUGAUCCUUGGUUCCCGCAUAUUGAACGCUCUACCGGCCGUCCUAAAUGUAUUCCAUUCACGAGAUCUUUACCUGGACAGUUGACUCUCGGUCAUCGUGAACAGUUGAAUCAAGUAACGGCCUUCGUUGAUGGAUCAAGUACCUAUGGCAGCGAUGUUUGCGAGAUGCGCAAAUUGCGCGCGUUUGUUGGCGGCCGAUUGAAUUCCACCCGUCAUCCCAUCCGCGGCAAGGAUCUCUUACCUUUAACUGGAGAGCAUCUCGAAUGCAAAUCCCCAUCUGGCGUAUGCUUCACUGGAGGAGACACUCGUGCCAGCGAACAACCUGGAUUGACUUCCAUUCACACAAUCUUUAUGAGAGAACACAAUCGUAUUGUUACCGAACUCGCCAAAAUCAAUCCUCAUUGGAACGACGAACAAUUGUUCCAGAACGGUCGACGCAUUAUGAGCGCAGAAUUCCAGCACGUAUCGUACAACGAAUUCCUUCCGCGUGUGCUCGGAUGGAAUGCCAUCCAACUUUACGAACUCAAAGUUCUUACCGAGGGUUAUUACAAUGGAUACGAUCCCACCUGUAAUCCUACCAUCUUUACCGAAUUCUCCAGUGCGGCCUUCCGUUUCGGGCAUUCGUUGUUGAAAGAACAAUUCAAACGCAUGGGAGCUAAUUUCGUCGAUCGUAAAUCGAACGUGAAAUUGCGUGACGUCUUCAUGAACCCUGAUAUCAUCUACCAAGUCGGCAUGAUCGAUGAUCUUUUACGUGGCAUGCUGGGAACCUCGAUGGAAACUAUGGAUCAGUUCAUCACUCACGAAGUUACCAAUCACUUGUUUGAGGAGAAAGCCAAACCUUUCUCCGGACUUGAUUUGGCCGCAUUGAAUAUUCAAAGAGCUCGCGAUCACGGCAUCCGACCUUACAACGACUAUCGGGCCUUGUGUAACCUGAAACGUGCAAGGACAUUUGAAGAUUUAUCACGCGAAGUCACGCCAGAAAUUAUCACCCGUCUCAAGCAGACUUAUGAACAUGUCGACGACAUUGACCUGUUCCCCGGUGGUCUCGCAGAGACAUCCUUGCACGGAGGCCUUGUGGGUCCAACCUUUGCUUGUAUCAUUGCCAUGCAGUUCCGUCAGUUGCGUAAAUGCGAUCGUUUCUGGUAUGAAAAUGGUGAUCCAUUGAUCCGAUUCACCGAGGCUCAAUUAGCUGAGAUCCGUAAAGCCACGGUGUCCAAAUUGUUAUGUGAUAAUUCUGACGGAAUUGACACCACCCAACGAUCAGCUUUCGAUCAGAGCGAACCAUUCCUGAAUCCACGGGUACCGUGUCGAUCUUUGCCAUCAAUUGAUUUGGAGCUGUGGAAGGAACGUGUGUCCUGCACAGUUGGAUCAACCAACAUUGAAGUUGGAAAGGCUGAUCGCAUUUCACCCUGUGUCAUGUGUACCUGCACAAGAGAAGGGCCCAUUUGCCAGUCACUGAAGGUAGUCAACUGUUUCCAAUUGGCUCAGACUUUUAGCCCGGCUGCGAUUUUGAACGAUCACGUAUGCAAAGUGCAAUGCGCAUUUGCUUUCCGAGCCUUCCCGCAAGUCGCUGCGGCGCAAGACCCCAAUCAGCUCGGUUUCAGUUAAAUUUUCUGCACGCUGACGAAAAAUUGGGGGAGAAAAAAAUGACAACACCAUCAACGGAAAAGAAGAGAGUCCCUCCCCUACAACUGUUUUGGAUUUAUUAUAAGAAAUUUGUAUAAUCAUCGGUACUACGAUUUCGAAAUUUUUUUUUCGGUCAGUAGUGUAAUCAAUUGGGAAAUCUUGAAUACGCUGGACGUCUGUAUAAACAGUUUUUGCCAACUUUUAUUUGAAUCAUAUCAAUGACUGACUUUCUUUAAUCACCUCGACUUGGGUGUCUGUAAAUUAGGCGCAGUCGCAAGUCAGAAUUUGAUGCUUUCUACAUUUGGACUCGCUGCUGGUGCAAAACCAAGCGGAUACGCAAGGUGAUCCUCUUAUCUAAAUAUAUACUAAAUGCUUGGCCUAUCUGGUUGGCCGUGGCAUUGCAUCUUGUGGUACGAUGAGUAAUGACCUGCUAAUUAUGUAAGAAGAAAAUAUAAAAUGUAAAUUUAA
This is a messenger RNA of Daphnia magna, 5650 nucleotides long. RefSeq lists its product as uncharacterized. Lineage: Eukaryota; Metazoa; Arthropoda; Branchiopoda; Diplostraca; Daphniidae. Gene Ontology annotation, molecular function: peroxidase activity; heme binding. Gene Ontology annotation, biological process: response to oxidative stress. The record is from RefSeq and is a predicted model, not a curated record.